AUGGACACAAAAAUAUCAGAAACUCAAGGCCCUCCACCUUCUUAUACGGAAAUCGAAGCACAAACGAAUGAAGCUGCUUCAGCCUCAACUGCAUUCAACGGCUCUGGAACUCAAAGACAUACCACCCCUCCUAUGUUCAUAACUGCUCGAACUUCGGUUUACGGACCUGCUCCUGUAGAGCUUGAUUGUCCUCAUUGUCAAGUACAUAUAGUAACACACAUAGCUAGAGUGGCUGGAGUUCUACCUUGGCUAGUUUUUGGCGCUUGCGUAGUUCUUGGAUUUUUUUUAUUUCUUAUUCCAUGGUGUUUCUGCUGCAUCCCUUUUUUCACAGAUCAGUGUCUUGAUGUACUCCACUCCUGCCCUUCCUGUAAGCGUCAUCUUGGUCGGUAUUCCCGAAUUUAA
This is a messenger RNA of Auanema sp. JU1783, 402 nucleotides long. Lineage: Eukaryota; Metazoa; Nematoda; Chromadorea; Rhabditida; Rhabditidae. The record is from the annotation of a GenBank genome assembly.